UGCAGCUGCACAUAGACACUAUCUACUCUGUCCAGUUUGUUUGAGGACCCAAGACUCUCUAUCCUGUCACCUGCGCAGAGUCUGCAUGAAGGAUAAGACACCACCAGUGAUCCUAGAGGUGGUUGAAAAGGCCAAGAAAGAUGUGUGUGACCUCCUGAAGAAUGGACGGGCUUUUAGUUAUGCAGUCCUGAAGCAAAUCGUCUCAUCACCAAAUCCAAUCGAAGGAUUGAUUGAGGAGCUGAAAUACCAUCACUUGUUUGUGACAGGAGUCCCUCCUCCUCUGCCCAUUGGUAAUCCAAGGUUGGUCACCGAAACCCUUUCUGAAUGCCCUGGGGAGGCACCCGGAGAGACAGAGCCAUCUGAUGUGGAAUCUUGCGGCAGCAAUGAGCUUUUUCAAUGUAGACAAGAGAAAACGUAUACCAAAGACAAAAUGGUGAAAGCGAAGGAUUUAGGCAUUUUGAAAAAGCAUUCAGCAGAUCAUCCAUUGCUCAAGCGCUUUGCAGACUACCUAAAGAAUGAUUACGAAAAUGCAAAGUACCAACAGGAGGUUGACACUGUUUCCCGGUACCUGUAUUUUGCUGAUCCUACGGAACCAUCUUUGAAGUUUGUCAAUGACAGAGAGAAGCUCAGAGACUUCCUGGGUCAACAGGCUAAGGCAGGGUAUAAGGCACAAACAUCAGGAAAUUACAUCAAGUGCUUGAAAAGGUUCUUGGAGUUCCACUUGACAAGGACCGGCUUGAGACAGGAUGACAGGGAGCUCUACAAGCAGUGCACGUUAUAUUUGAGUUUUUUAACUUCUUCACAGAGUGUCCUCUCUAAGCAAGCGAGCAAAGAAAUUGUGCAAAAGAGGCAUGCCUUGUUGUUUGACAAAAGUCAACCCACACCUCGUGAAUGCUUGGCUGUUCUUGAUAAAGGUGAAGGUGACUUAGUGAAAAUCAUGAAUCAACUUGAUGACAGUUCUUCUUCCUCCCUGAGUAGGACUGAGUGCAUAUUUGUGCUAUACUAUCUUGAGGCAAUUGUCAUACUAAGACACUGCCAACGGCCAUGUGUGGUGCAGAGCAUGAAGGUCAAGGAAUGGCUUGAACGGAAACACGCAGAUGAUGAUUCAAUCGUUUUUGUAAAGGACCACAAGACGGCUGCACAUUUCUCAAUUGUCCUGUCCAAGAAGGAGGAGGCGUGGUUUGAGAAAUAUUACAACAAAGUGCGGCCACAGCUCCUUGCUGGCGAAAGGAAACGUAAGCGAGAUGAGCAGGAUGAAAAGGAUGGAGAUGAUUUUUUCUUUGUGUCCUCCCGCGGUAAGCCAAUUAACAAUGCAGCUGGUGAUCUGAUAAAGCUCCAGCAAAAGUGCAACGUCCCCCAGGUGAGCAGCCAGGUUGUACGGAGGGUAUUUCAGACAGCAGCUAACCGCCUGGAUGACCCUCAGAAGAAAGCAGUUUUUGACUACCUGGGAUGAGGACUCCAAAAUCGUACCAUGACCCGUUUGGUGAGAUGUUUCAUAUGUUUUUUAGUGGAUCAA
This is a messenger RNA of Gadus morhua (Atlantic cod), 1516 nucleotides long. RefSeq lists its product as uncharacterized. Lineage: Eukaryota; Metazoa; Chordata; Actinopteri; Gadiformes; Gadidae. The transcript is spliced from 2 exons. The record is from RefSeq and is a predicted model, not a curated record. Bases 86 to 1453 code for a protein of 455 amino acids.